Cricetulus griseus (Chinese hamster) is the source of this 1860-nucleotide messenger RNA. The record is from RefSeq and is a predicted model, not a curated record. Lineage: Eukaryota; Metazoa; Chordata; Mammalia; Rodentia; Cricetidae.
AUGGCCUGUGUUCUGCUCUGCAGACUGAUUUUACUUUCAGUCCUGGCAGUCUUUUCCCAAGGCAAGCGCCUGGGCCCUACAUCUCUCCUCCGUUAUUCCAGGUUCCUAGAUCCUUCCCAUGCUGUUUUUCUGCGCUGGGAUUUUGAUUAUGAGGCUGAAAUCAUCACAUUUGAGCUCCAAGUCCAAACAACUGGCUGGGUUGGCCUGGGCAUUACAAAUCGCUACACCUUUGUGGGAAGUGACCUAGUAGUUGGAGGAGUCCUUCCUGAUGGCAAUGUCUACUUUUCGGAUCAGCACCUUCUGGAUGAAGACUCUCUAGAACCGGAUGGGAGCCAGGAUGCUGAACUACUAAAGCUCACAGAAGAUUCUGUCUCUACCACCAUGCGCUUUUCCAGGCCCUUCCGAUCAUGUGACCCUCAUGACCGAGACAUUACGAGUGACACCAUGAGGGUCCUGGCUGCCUAUGGUCUGGAUGACAUACCCAAGAUGAAUCCGGAGCGUACUUUUGUCAAGUCAAUCUUCUUGCUACAAAUGCUACAAUAUGAUGAUCAAGAUGCCCCUGAAGACACCAUCAUCCAUGACUUGGCAAUCAGUAAUUUCCUCAUUCCAGAGGAUGACACCACAUACGCCUGCACCUUCCUCCCGCUCCCUAUCGUCAGCAAGAAGCAUCACAUCUACAAGUUUGAACCCUUGCUAGUGGAACGCAAUGAGACAAUGGUGCAUCACAUCCUCGUGUACGCAUGCGGCAAUGCCAGCGUGCUUCCCACAGGCAUUGGUGAAUGCUAUGGGUCGGACCCUGCCUUCUCCCUCUGCUCCCACGUCAUCGCAGGCUGGGCUGUUGGGGGCCUUAGUUACCAGUUUCCAGAUGAUGUAGGCAUCUCCAUUGGAACCCCCUUGGACCCUCAGUGGAUUCGACUGGAGGUUCACUACAGCAAUUUUCAAAACCUUCCUGGUAUACAUGAUACCUCAGGGAUGCGGCUGUACUACACCUCACACCUUCGCAAAUAUGACAUGGGAGUCCUCCAGCUGGGCAUCUCAGUUUUCCCUAUUCACUUUAUACCCCCGGGUGCUGAGGCUUUCCUGUCCUAUGGGCUAUGCAAGACAGAGAAGUUUGAAGAGAUGAAUGGGGCCCCAGUACCUGACAUAUAUGUGUAUAGCUACUUGAUCCACACCCACUUAGCUGGCCGCUCCCAGCAAGCUGUGCAAUACAGAAAUGGAACCCAAGUCCAAAUAAUAUGUAAAGAUUAUUCUUAUGACUUCAAUCUGCAAGAGACACGAGACUUACCUCAUCCUGCAGUGAUCAAACCGGGGGAUGAGUUGCUGAUAGAAUGUAACUACCAGACGCUGGAUCGUGACUCCAUGACUUUUGGAGGUGCCAGCACCAUUAAUGAGAUGUGUCUCGUCUUCUUCUUCUACUAUCCCAGAAUUAACAUCUCCAGUUGCCUGGGAUACCCUGACAUUAUCUAUGUGACUAAUGAGCUGGGAGAAGAAGCAUCAGAGAAUCCCAUGGAGAACCUGAUGGUCCUAAAUAAUGUUGAAUGGACUCCAGAGAACAUUAAGAAAGCUGAGAAAGCCUGCAAGGAGUCCCAGCAGACAGUGUUGAUCAAGACCAUUGAUGAAGAAGUAGAAAAUACAACAGGUUGGAUUCCUGAUAUUAUCCCAACUCCUCGAGGGCCGUGCUUAGAGUCCUCUGGAGGCAAAGUGGAACCUGGGGACAAGACCCCUGCAGGCUUCAGGGCUGCGCCAAUGGUCCUCUCUGGUUCCAAUACUGCUACCCUGAGGCACGUGCCCCUGGUUACUAUCUUGUUCCUGCAGGGGACAGUCUCAUGGCUCCUUCCCAUGCUGCAGACUGGAGUAUGA